AGCUUCGGGAUUAUUAGUAAGCUCCUCUUCCCUUCCCCCACCACUCCGACGAAAAAUCUCUCCCCCUUCCUCUCCCUCCUGUGAGGGGUCGUAUAUGUUAUAUAAACCCAAAGGGGUUCACUGCUUCUGCACUGUGAUUCAUAUAUAUAUACACACAGAUAGAGAAGAAGAAGAAGAAGAAGAAGAAACGAUGGAGGAAGAGGCGGAGAUUAUGAGGAUAGGAGGAAGAAGUAGGAGUGGGAGCUUUAGGAAGGGAAGUUUCAGGUUAGGAUCAGUGAGCAAGAGAAGCAAUUUUAGUUGCAAGGAUGAGGGUGUGGUGAAGCUCGGAAGCAUAGACACCCACAGGCUUCUGCUCACAGGGGAGAGAGAGAGGCAGCAUCAUCUUCGAACCCUUCCCGCCAACUCUCUCUCCUCCAGGCAGAUGAAAACCCUAACUGCCCUCUGCGACGCCAUCUUGCCCGCCAUCAACGACGUCGUUUUUCCCCUUGACCCCUCCCAUGACCCCGUUGCCACCUUCUUCCGCACCUCCGCUUCCAUGGCCGGAACUGACCAGCGUGUUGGAGGAAUAAUAAGUGAGAAGCUGAAGCACCCAAACACGGAGUUACUGAAGUUGGUGCUGUGGAUGAUGUCAACGUGGGUGGGGACAGCGAUCCUGUGUGGGCGACCCAGCGUGUCGCUUCGCCUGCCUUUCCUGCACACGCUGCCUCACAUCCCUCUGCACAAACGACGCCGCAUCAUCAACUCCUGGUUCUCCAGCGCCUUCCCUCACCUUCGCAUGCUCGCUCGCACCCUCAAAGUCCUCACCCUCCUCACCUUCUUCACCCAGCUAGACGAAGCAGAAGACAAUCUAACAUGGAAAGCAAUAGGAUACACGGGACCCGACCCGGAAUUCAAAGCCCAGUUGAAGGACCACUUCCUUCAGGGAACAGCAACGGAAGCAGGAGGACAAGACCAGAAACGAGGAGAUCGUGACGAGGAAGAUGAUGCCGAAGAGGUUGUGGGACCACUUUACAAGGGUCUUGUCCACGUGGACUGCCCCCGAGACAUCACCAUUGAUGCUCUGCGACGUCGAGGAUUCCCCGUCACCGUCCUUCGCCGGAAAAACAAAGUCCCCACCUCCUCAUCUCCUUCCUUAGUCAUCCAAUGCGACGCGGUGGUCGUCGGUUCCGGCUCCGGUGGAGGUGUAAUCUCCGGAGUCCUGGCUAAAGCCGGCUACAAAGUUCUGGUCUUGGAGAAAGGAAACUACUCUGCAAGAAACAAUCUCACUCUUCUUGAAGGACCAAGCAUGGACCAAAUGUACCUUUCUAAUGGGCUCAUUGCUACUGAUGAUAUGGGCAUGUUCAUACUAGCAGGAUCAACCGUCGGUGGAGGAUCUGCAAUUAACUGGUCGGCUUGUAUCAAAACUCCAAAACAUGUCUGCAAGGAAUGGAGCCGAGAAUACGGGCUAGAACUUUUCGAGAGCAAACUAUACAGAGAAGCUUUGGAUGUUGUCUCAGAGAAGAUGGGAGUUCAAUCUGAAAUCAAUGAUGAAGGUUUCAACAAUGCUGUUCUAAGACGAGGUUGCCAAGAAAUGGGUUACCCUGUGAGCACGAUUCCUCGAAAUUCUCCACCUGAUCAUUACUGUGGCUGGUGUGGUAUGGGCUGUAAGGAUGGGAAGAAGAAGGGCACAUCAGAGACAUGGCUUGUGGACUUAGUUAAAUCUGGUAAUGGAGCUAUUCUUCCUAGUUGCACGGCCAUUAAAGUCAUCCACAACAAACACAAAGACAGAGAUCGACAAACAGCAAAAGGAGUAGUUUUUGAGUAUGAAUACAAAGGAGUUAAAGACAUUUGUAUGGUUGAAUCGAAGGUUACUAUCGUAGCAUGUGGAGCACUGUGUACUCCAGAAUUGCUGAAAAGAAGUGGGUUGAAGAACAAGAACAUAGGAAAACACUUGCAUCUUCAUCCAGUAACAAUGGCUUGGGGAUACUUCCCAGACACGCCUUCAUCUGAUGAUUCCGAGGUUUGGCCUGAGAAACAUAAGAAGAGCUAUGAAGGAGGGAUAAUGACAGCAAUGUCAACGGUAGUAGCAGAUUUUGAGAAAUCUGGAUAUGGUGCUGUGAUACAAACACCAGCAUUGCAUCCUGGUGUGUUCUCUCUUCUAAUGCCAUGGGUUUCUGGAACCAACAUAAAAGAGCGAAUGCGCAGGUUUUCACGAACAGCCCAUGUAUUCGCACUUGCAAGAGAUCUAGGAUCAGGGACAGUGAGAUCUCAAGACAACAUCAGUUACAAGAUGAAAGACAUUGACGAGAAGAAUCUGCAGAAAGGGAUUGAGAAGGUGCUAAGGAUUCUUGCGGCUGCUGGGGCUGAAGAAAUAGGGACACAUAAUGAUAAAGGAAGGAGCUUGAAUGUGAAGAAGGUAAGCUAUCAUGAGUUUGAGAAGUUUGUGAAAGAGGAGAGCUCAAGGCCAUUGACAGACCUGUCAACUCCAUUAUGCUCAGCACAUCAGAUGGGAAGCUGCCGGAUGGGGGCGAAUCCGAGCGAAUCGGCGGUGAACCAGAUGGGGGAGACAUGGGAGGUGGAGGGACUUUAUGUGGCAGACGCGAGUGUGUUCCCAACAGCUUUGGGUGUGAAUCCAAUGGUCACUGUUCAGGCCAUUGCUUAUUGCACUGCACAAUCUGUGCUUGAAGUUCUUAGAAGGAAGAAAUCUAGAUGAGGCAUCUUCCUUGUGAUGUUGUGGUUUAGCUCACUGGUACUGAGACCAUUGGGCAGAAAAUAAGAAUUGUUUCCCCGGGGGGGGGGGGGGGAACAGAAUGAUCAUCCCAAUCAUGAUAGCUUUUAAUGAAAAUCUCAGUUGUUUCUAGGUGCUCUAAAGGAAAUGUUCAAUAAAGUAUGCAGGGUUGGAGAAAUUUAGUUCACAGCCUCUUUUAAGAGUGAAUUAGAGUACAGUUUGGACACUUUAUGAUUUUGAGAA
Neltuma alba is the source of this 2950-nucleotide messenger RNA. Its product is annotated as long-chain-alcohol oxidase FAO4A. The record is from RefSeq and is a predicted model, not a curated record. The transcript has 3 exons. Bases 95 to 2692 code for a protein of 865 amino acids. Lineage: Eukaryota; Viridiplantae; Streptophyta; Magnoliopsida; Fabales; Fabaceae. Gene Ontology annotation, molecular function: flavin adenine dinucleotide binding; long-chain-alcohol oxidase activity.